UUCGACAGGAAGUGAGCAGUUCAAGAGCUAGUCACGAGAAGAUUGAGGUAUAAUAAGAAGCCACGUCAUGAAAACUUGACUGAGGAAACAAACGUUCGUGAAUAAUUGUUGUAAUCGAAAGGGAAUUAUAACACAAGGGGUAUCGUCAGUCACCACAGGACUUUGGGACUGUUCGUUUGCCUUUAGGCAAUUCGUUGACUGUGGUCGUUUUGCCAAGAUCGUAUGGAAAGAUGUCAGAUAUCGGGGACUGGUUCAAAACAAUCCCGUUCAUCACCCGGUACUGGUUUGCUGGGUCGAUUGCGGUUCCCUUGAUAGGUAAACUGGGACUAAUCAGUCCCAUGUACCUCGUCUUAUGGCCAGAGAACUUCUUUCACAAAUUUCAGGUAUGGAGACCAAUCACCUCCACCCUAUACUUCCCUGUGGGCCCUGGAACAGGCUUCCUCUACCUAGUGAAUCUUUAUUUCCUCUACCAGUACUCUACCAGGCUGGAGACAGGUGGGUUCACACAGUACUCUACCAGUACUCUACCAGGCUGGAGACAGGUGCGUUUGAUGGGCGACCGGCUGACUUUGUGUUCAUGCUGCUGUUCAACUGGAUCUGCAUCGUUAUAACCGGCUUAAUGAUGGACAUGCAGCUCCUGAUGAUCCCGUUGAUAAUGUCGGUCCUGUACGUGUGGGCUCAGCUGAACAGAGAAACCAUAGUCUCCUUCUGGUUUGGGACACGCUUCAAAGCAUGUUAUCUACCCUGGGUCAUCCUUGGAUUCAACUACAUUAUUGGGGGCUCUGUUGUCAAUGAACUGAUUGGGAACCUGGUGGGCCAUCUGUACUUCUUCCUGAUGUUUAAAUACCCCAUGGACCUGGGAGGCAGGUCCUUCCUGUCAACACCUGACUUCCUGUACCGCUUCCUGCCCAACAGACGAGGGGGCGUGUCUGGGUUUGGAGCUCCACCCAGCAGGAGACCUGCAGCUCCUGAGGCCGGUGCUGGUGGUGGUGGUGGAGGUAUGGGAGGACGUCAUGCCUGGGGAGCUGGCUUCCGUCUGGGGACGACUGAGACUGUCCUACUGAGUAGCAGGACAAAGACUCUUGUCUCCACAAGACUCUCCACUCCUCAAGACCACUGCCGAUGUCCAAAUUGUGCAGAAGAAAGCAGAUUGUUUUUGUAUCUAACUCCCGGGUAGAAAUGAUCAGCAUGUUAUUCUUUCUUUCAGUGCUCUCUUUUACACAAGAUGCCAUAUCUGAUUACACUGUAAUUACAGGGCUCCUCCUAACCAGUGUGUUGCCUCAGCCGCAGCCAGCCUUUUCAGAGCGUGGGUUUGGCUAUUUAGAAAAGCAUUGUUCUGGGAGAGAACAGCCGAGCACUAAGGACUGGAUUCUCUUUGCUCUCUCUCCUUAAAUAGAAGACGGGGUAACAGCAACACUCACGCUGGCUGUGUAGAUAGAGGCUCAUAUAUAAUAACACAAAACAAUAUAUCUUCUUCACCCCCCCCCCCCCCGGGUCUGUGCUGUUGUAUGAUCGCACCACCACACUGAAUGUUUCUGUUUUGAAUGGGGGAGUAGGGUCGAAGUUGUGGAAAAAAUUCAAAUCUUCAACAUAGUAUAAAAAUUCAAUAGUGAUGCAACAAUGCAGUCUGUUAUGAGAGAAAUGCCUACAGUCUGUGCUCCCAGUAGAUUGCUUUGGAUCCAUAUAAAAGUGCAGUGUCAUGGUUCUGUUUCUCCUUUGGUUUAGCUCUGCAACAUGGAAAUUAAAUGAAACUGCAAGAUUUCAUGAAUACCCCCAGUUGGUGUGAAAUGGGUAUCAAUUGUUUUCACGAUGAGUGAUUUUCAGUCAGAAGAUGAUCCAGUCUAAAUAGCAGCACACUUGUCUUGAGGAUGAAGAGUUAUUCACCAGGGUUGGGGUCAAUUUCAAUUCAAGAAGUUAACUGAAAUUGUUUUUCCCCUAAGAAGCAUUGAGGAAAAGGAAUUUCCAAUGGAAUUGACCCCGACACACAUGUACAGUGACCCUUGACCUUAUACCAGAGGAUGUCUUUUUUUUUUGGCUGGGUCUGCUUCUCUAACUUUUGUACUUGAGUAAACAGAACAUAACUUCUCAGUUUUGUUGCAUAAAAACAUCUUUGAACAUUGUA
This is a messenger RNA of Salmo salar (Atlantic salmon), 2122 nucleotides long. Lineage: Eukaryota; Metazoa; Chordata; Actinopteri; Salmoniformes; Salmonidae. The record is from RefSeq and is a predicted model, not a curated record.